AGGCCUGUAAGAGAAACUAUACUGGAGACUGAUAAAGGCCUUGCUUCUGAAGAAGGGCUGGAGAGUUUCUCAAGAGGGUCUCAAGAGAGUACUUCCUUUCCAAGUGAGCUGGCUGAGACAUCCAGGCCUGUAAGAGAAACGACAUCCAGGCCUGUAAGAGAAACUACACUGAAGACAGAUAAAGGCCUUGCUUCUGAAGAAGGGCUGGAGAGUUUCUCAAGAGGGUCUCAAGAGAGUAUUACUUUCUCGAGUGAGUUGGCUGAGACAGGAGAUGUCGAGGAGACAAUUGGGGAAUUCGAGAUGUUCACAUUGGAAAAGGACGUGAAACAGGAAUCUGAAUGUCACUUUAGUGAUCAAGAUAGUCCUGAGAGGCAGGAAGAAAACCACAUAGCAAAGAUGAAGGAUGAAAUAAUUCCUUGCCAAGGCAGGGAUUUCCCCGAAGUAAUUCCCAAGACAGAGGAAACAAGCAACUGGUUGGAGUGUGGACUGAACUUUUCAGAUCAAACUCAGUAUAAUAUACAUUUGGGGGAGCACCCUGGAAACCAGGUCCAUAAAUGCCUGCAGUGUGGAAAGAGCUUCCAUUGUGGAGAAGAGCUCAUUAGACACCAAAGAAUCCAUAUAUCAGAGAAAGUGUAUAGCUGCUCAGACUGUGGCAGGAAGUUCUCAGAGAAAACAAACCUUAUUCAGCACCAGGAAGUUCAUUCAGAAGGGCAGUUAUUUAUCUGCUCAGAGAGUGGAAAGAGUUUCUUUGCUCAUAAGUGCUUUCUGUGUGAAAAGUAUUUCAAGUACAUAUCAGAGCUCCUUGUGCAUCAAAGAAUUCACACAAGCGAGAAGCCCUUUGAGUGCUCAGAGUGUGGAAAGAGGUUUGCUCAGAGUGGGUAUCUGCAGCGUCAUAUAGUAACACACAAAAAGGAGAAAACUUUUGAAUGUGCUGAGUGUGGAAAGAAAUUGAGUUGGAGCUGCACUCUUCAACAGCAUCAAAGAAUCCACAAAGGACAGAAACCUUUUGAGUGCUCAGAGUGUGGCAAGAGAUUCAACUGGAGUUCCAAUCUUCACCAGCAUCAGAGAAUCCACACCGGGGAGAAACCAUUUGAGUGCUCAGAGUGUGGAAAGAAAUUCAGCUUGAGUUCCAAUCUUCAAAAGCAUCUAAGAACCCACACAGGGGAGAAACCUUUUGAAUGCUUGGAGUGUGGAAAGAGAUUCAGCCAGAGUGUCAGUCUUCAACGGCAUCAAAGGACCCACACAGGAGAGAAAACUUUUGAAUGCUCAGAAUGUGGAAAGAGAUUCAGCCGGAGUAGUACUCUUCAACAGCAUCUAAAAACCCACAUGAGGAAAAAUCUUUUGAAUGCUCAGAAGGCAGAAAGAGCUUCACUUGCAGAUUCUGCCUUGAACAACAUCAGAGAAGUUACAGGAGGAGAAACCAUGUAACUGCUCAGUCUGUGACAAGAGUUUUUCACAAAAGGAUGAAAUUUUAUAAACUCUUGGGAAGAUCUUGCUGUGAUCAGAAACUUUGCCAUUAUAAAUCUAUAAGUGUGGUUGCAGAUCUGAAGAGGCAGAAAAAGAAAUAAAGUUCCUUAGAGAAAUUAAAAGCACUCAAGUCUUAGCACAAAAAAGAUCAUAGCCCCCAACUUAUAUAAAGAAAGAUCCAAGAUAGCCUUAGAGUGUGUAGUAGUGGCUGAGAGGGAUAGACGCUAAUCUGGAGAAUCGGGCUCAAUUCCCCACUCACAUCAAAACUGCUGGGUGACUGUAAUGAUUUAAAAUGUAGUAUGUGUGUCUUUAAAUGAGAGGUAAGUUGUAGAAGAAAGGGAGGGAUAAAAGGGGGGGGGGUGAGAGAAUGAGGUGACUGAUUGACAGUUGGAAGAGCCAGAUAAGGGUUUUUGUUUAGUGGGAGGGAGAAUCAGUAAACUGAAGAGUGAAACGGGACUGAAAGGCAGAGAAUAGUAUGAUGCUAAUAGCCUAAAAAGCAGAUUUCCGACUAGAAUCCUUAUAUAGUACAAAGCUGCCCAAAGAAAUAGGCUGAAUAUACUUAGAAGACAUUGGGAGACCAGAAAUGGAAUCAAAUCCUAAUACGGUCACAGGGAUUUAGAGUGAAAGAGUAGAUUUAUGUGGUGAAAGUCACCUCAGACAGAACUUAUUGCCUCAAAUUGUUUUACUUAUUGUAGAAAUAAGAUACAUUACUUCUUGUAACCGUUAAGCUAAAGAAAAAGUAUAAAUAAAAUUUUAAUGUGUUCAAAUUAAA
This is a messenger RNA of Sphaerodactylus townsendi, 2239 nucleotides long. RefSeq names its product zinc finger protein 239-like. Gene Ontology annotation, biological process: regulation of transcription by RNA polymerase II. The coding region runs from base 301 to 1428 and encodes 375 amino acids. Gene Ontology annotation, cellular component: nucleus. Gene Ontology annotation, molecular function: RNA polymerase II cis-regulatory region sequence-specific DNA binding; DNA-binding transcription factor activity, RNA polymerase II-specific. The record is from RefSeq and is a predicted model, not a curated record. The transcript has 3 exons. NCBI's taxonomy places the organism in Eukaryota, Metazoa, Chordata, Lepidosauria, Squamata, Sphaerodactylidae.